Emericellopsis cladophorae is the source of this 1002-nucleotide messenger RNA. RefSeq lists its product as uncharacterized. Bases 1 to 1002 code for a protein of 333 amino acids. Gene Ontology annotation, molecular function: protein binding; RNA binding. The transcript is spliced from 2 exons. NCBI's taxonomy places the organism in Eukaryota, Fungi, Ascomycota, Sordariomycetes, Hypocreales, Bionectriaceae. The record is from RefSeq and is a predicted model, not a curated record. Gene Ontology annotation, cellular component: catalytic step 2 spliceosome.
AUGCUGCUGUGGAACGCUGCACCCUCGCGUGCAUCGUCUCCCUCAUUCGAGCUGCUCACAAGUCGCUCCGUAGCACGCUCAGAGAUCACUUCCCUCUCCCUCUCUUCCAGCACACUACUCACCACCUAUCGCUCGACGCCUGCACUAUCCUGGGUCGACGCCUUCACCCUCCCCUCCCUGACCUCGCUCUCCAAGUCCUCCGGCGCGGCGGCAGUCCUCAUGCCCGAGGAGAAAUGCAGCGACACGCACGCCAAGCGGAAUGAUCCCAUUCGAGCCGUCACAGUGAGAGAGGGAACGGCCCAGCGCGGCGUCGAGACUCACCAAGAAAGCACCAUUGUCAUUCGGGACGUGAGGAGCGGCAAGUCGCUGGGCGAUAUCAAGGGGGCAUGCGGCAACCCCAUCGCCGUAUCUCAGGACGGUCGUCUGCUCGCCGCGCGCGACGCAUCCUCCCCCGUGAGGAUUGGCGUCUGGGAUAUCAAGACGGGCGAGAGAGUGGCGCUCAUUGCAUCCCAUAUUGAUCUGGUCACGCACGCCGUCUUUACGCCGCAGGGCACACUCGUCACAGCGUCCAAGGAUGGCACGCUGCGCGUCACCCACAUUAGGACCGCCAGGACGGUAGCCAGACUGGAGAUGGACAGCACGAACCCGACAGUGGUGGGCGUGUCGAGGGAUGGAUGCGAGAUUUUGUCUCUAUGGGGACGGAUGCAGUACACCUGGAUGCCUGACCACAGCAGCUUGGCGUCGUCCUCGCUGUCCGCCGAGCGGACCAGGGAGGGAUGGCCCCUUUGCUUCUCCCCUAACGCACGCUUUCUCGCUUGUAGGACGGAAGACGGAUUCGACAUUAUGGACGUCAUGUCGAAAGAGAUUGUGCUGGAAAGAAACAGCGAGAGCAUAAUCACGGCAGCGGCGUUUGAUGACAGUGUCCAGCGACUCUGCGUGGGGAAGAUGGACGGCACCAUUGAGGUUUGGGAGCUCUACGAGCUCGGCAGCUGCAAGUCUUGA